Molecule: messenger RNA, 1170 nt
Organism: Phytomonas sp. EM1
Lineage: Eukaryota; Euglenozoa; Kinetoplastea; Trypanosomatida; Trypanosomatidae
Source: the annotation of a GenBank genome assembly
AUGGGGCGCGUGGGGCUCGACGACGGCGUCGCGAAGGUCGCCGCGGUGGUCCUGAACCGCCCGGUCGCGGACCUCACCGCGGCGGAUCUGAAGGAACUCAUGAUCGGUUUCGCGUUUCACGCCAAGGACGUCUCCGCGAUCGACGCCGCACGGUUUUGCUUCGUCGCACUUCGCCGCGAAGUCGAGGACGCGAUCGCGAUGGAGGAGUUGCACGACCUCGUCGAACAUUCCUUGCUCGGGCGGACUUGCGAGAUGUCGCGUGGGGAACGACGGCGAUGGAUGAUCGAUCUCUUUGGGGAUCUCCCACGCGUUUCCUUUGCCGAUUUCACGCGCUACUUUUUGCAUAAUUACGCGAUGUGGGCAGCGUUUGGGGUACCGCUCGCGGUCGAUAUGGCGACCUCCCCCGCGCAAUGCCAUCAUCACCUCGUUGGGCCUCUUUCUGAGGCGUUGGAAGCAGCAGGGGAGGGAGGGGCUUUCCUGCUCGAUCAUCCCGAGUUUCAAACCCCACUCCAAAUAGAGGAAGAAAGGGAAAGAGGAGGAGGAAGAAGAGAAGAAGGGGGGGUCAUGAUAUCUGGAAGCCCCUCUGCGCCCUCACACCAACCCCCUGCAAACGAGUGGCGAACCUUCGUGGUGCUUGUUAAGAGCACAAAAAAGAGUUUUAGCGUUACCGCCCACGUCGAGGAUCGCGUCGGGGAUGUGAUGCAGAUGGUGGAGGCGAGCUGUGGGAUUAAAGCGGCCCGUCAGGAGUGGUGGAUUGGCGGGGAAACCCGAAUCGAGGCGAAAACGCGCAUCGGGAGCACCACCUUAGGGGUUCCCCCUGCUCUCAAAUCGAGCCGAGGCUCCAGCCCGCGAAAUGGCCCCCCGUCGGUGGAUGUCGUCAUUAAAGAACAAGAGGAAACGAUUGUGUUGAAUUUUUCCUAUAAGGCGAAAAAUAUGCGCUGGCAGGAACGGGUUCCAGCGGAGGAAAAAGUCCUCAAGCUUCGCGCCGCGGUUCAACGAAGAACCUUGAUUCCUCUAUCUCGUUGCACGCUUCGUGUGGUUUCGGCGGAGGGUGAGGGUGGCAAGGAAAGCAAAACAAGUAGCACCCCCGCGGUGAUUCUGCAGGAUCGACAUCCUAUAUCCCAUUAUCACCUCGAGUCCGGCGUCAUGAUAGAAGUUCUUCAACAGUAA